Messenger RNA from Arabidopsis arenosa, 2381 nucleotides. NCBI's taxonomy places the organism in Eukaryota, Viridiplantae, Streptophyta, Magnoliopsida, Brassicales, Brassicaceae. The record is from the annotation of a GenBank genome assembly.
GGAAAUCAAAUCGCCAUUUUUGAUGCGGUUUUCUCCAACGUUCUUCUUACUCUCACAGUUGCGAUUGACUCGAAGAGCAGCCACCUCUUGGCGUUUCUACGCCGUCUCUGCUCUCAACAACCCUAACAAUCUCUCAGAUUCUGAACAACAGGUGAAUCAUCUUAAUCUCUCCAAGCUUACUCAAUAUGGUCUUCAGCGACUCCUGAAUAGUGCCAGAGAUGACCCAAAUCUCGCUUUGUCGUUUUUGCGACAGCUUAAAGAACAUGGUGUUUCUCCUAAUGUUAAUGCUUACGCAACUCUUGUCAGAAUUCUUACUAGUUGGGGUUUGGACAGGAAGUUAGAUUCUGUGUUAGUUGAACUAAUUAAGAACGAGGAGCGUGGUUUCAGUGUAAUGGAUUUGAUUGAAGUUAUUGGAGAAGAAGAAGCUGAGGAAGAUAAACGGUCUUUGGUUUUGAUUCGAGUCUCUGGUGCUUUGGUUAAAGCUUAUGUUGGUCUCGGGAUGUUCGACGAGGCGAUCGAUGUUUUGUUUCAGAGUAAACGGUUGGAUUGUGUUGUCGAUAUUAAGGCGUGUAAUUUCUUGAUGAAUCGUUUGAUUGAGUUUGGGAAAAUUAGUAUGGUGGUGGCUCUGUUUAAGCAACUUAAGCAGUUGGGGUUGUGUGCAAAUGAGUACACGCAUGCGAUUGUGGUAAAGGCGUUGUGUAGAAAAGGUGAUUUAGAAGGAGCAGCUAUGUUGCUUCUGGAAAGUCCGAGCGUGUUUGCUUAUAAGACUUUCAUUGACGGACUUUGUGUCAAUGGAGAGACAGAGAAAGCUGUUGUUUUGAUUAAAGAAAUGUUAGAUAUGAAUUCUCUGGCUGGUGAUGACCUUAGAACUGUAUUUGGUAUGGUGGUUCGCGGUUUUUGUAAUGAGAUGAAAAUGGAAGCUGCUGAAAGUGUUAUUCUUGAAAUGGAGAAAAAUGGGUUUGGUCUUGAUGUUUAUGCUUGCUCAGCGGUGAUUGAUCGAUAUUGCAAGAGUAUGAAUUUACCUGAAGCAUUGGGGUUUUUAGAUAAAAUGUUGGGAAAAGGACUGAAAAUAAAUUGUGUGAUUGUUAGUUCGAUUCUUCAUUGCUAUUGUAAGAUGGACAUGUGUUUGGAAGCGUUAGAGAAGUUUAAUGAAUUUAGAGACAUGAAUAUUUUCCUUGACAGAGUUUGUUACAAUGUCGCAUUUGAUGCGUUGAGCAAGCUUGGGAGAGUGGAAGAAGCUAUUGAGCUUCUCCAAGAAAUGAAGGAUAAAGGAAUUGUUCCUGAUGUCAUCAACUACACAACUCUGAUAGAUGGCUAUUGCCUUCAAGGCUUGUGUUUUGCACGUAAAGUAAAAGAAGCCGAAGAUUUCUUCAUGAGUCUAGAGCAAAAAUGUCCAGAAAAUAAAGCCAGUUUGGUGAAAGGUUACUGUGAAUCUGGCCUUUCUAAAAAGGCCUAUAAACUAUUCGUUACAUUGGAAUACCCUCUGCGCAAGAGUGUGUACAUCAAAUUAUUCUUUAGUCUAUGCAUUGAGGGUUGUCUCGACAAAGCUCAUGCCGUACUGAAGAGAAUGUGGGCUUAUCGAGUUAAACCUGGGAGGAGCAUGUGUGGCAAAAUGAUUGGGGCGUUGUGUAGGUUAAAUAAUGCGAUAGACGCCCAGCAGUUAUUUGACACAAUGGUUGAGAGAGGACUCAUCCCUGAUCUGUUUACUUAUACAAUCAUGAUUCACACCUACUGUAGGCUAAAUGAGUUACAGAAAGCCGAGUCUCUUUUUGAGGACAUGAAGCAGAGAGGAAUAAAACCUGAUGUGGUAACAUACACAGUUUUACUUGAUAGGUACCUGAAGUUGGAUCCAGAGCAUCAUGAAACAGGUUCUGUUCAAGGAGAAGUGGGAAAAAGAAAAGCUUCAGAAGUUUUGAGAGAAUUCUCAGCCUCUGGUAUUGGACUAGACGUUAUAAGCUAUACAGUUUUGAUAGAUCGUCAGUGCAAGAUGGACAAGCUAGAACAAGCCGCUGAACUUUUUGAUCGAAUGAUAGACAGCGGGCUGGAGCCUGAUAUAGUGGCUUACACAGCUCUAAUAUCUAGUUAUUUUCGGAAAGGAUACAUAGAUAAGGCAGUCACACUUGUUACCGAACUGUCAAAAAAGUAUAAUAUACCGACUGAACAUUUUGAGGCUGCAGUUAAGCAUGCUGCUUUGAAGGCGAAGAGAUUUCAAAAUGGGGAAUGAAGGGUUAUAAUGAGUGUAAAUUUUGGAACGUCAAGUGUGUGGCUUUGGUGAACUAUAUUGUACAUGGUGUAUUCAUCACAUUUGGAGGUAAAAGGUAGAAUUCAGCACAUUGAGAAGAAUCUUUGGAUCUGCAUCUGCAUAAAGGAGGGACUUUUGA